AUGAACAGCCUUGAUAUUACAGCUGCUGGAAAGCCAAAGUGGUUUGUGAGGAAGCCGCAUCAGUUUCUUCAUGUUUGGAUACUGAGAGAAUAUCUUAACCUUGAUUUGAGAUCCACAAAUCUGCCUGAAAAAUUUGAAUAUGAUAUUGAACGACUGAUUGACGAUUUCAUAUUCAUAUGCUUUUUCGGUGGAAAUGAUUUUCUUCCGCAUAUGCCAACCUUGGAAUUCAUGAGGUUUGAAUGCUUUUUCCUUUUAGGUGGUAUUAAUUUAUUGAUUCAUGUGUACAAGCAAGAGUUCAAGAACCUUGGAGGGUAUCUUGUGAAUAUGGAAAAGAGUGGUAAUAGAGAAGAGGAGUUGUUUCCUGUGAUAAGUACUCAUAAUCAGAAGGGUUCGUCUGUUGGUUCUGAUGUUUGUUCACCAUACACCGAAAAAUUACCUGAUCAUGAUGUGCAAAUGGCCGAGAAUACAAAAGCUGCUCAGAUGAUCGAGAAGACAAAAGCAUUGAAGGAACAAUUAAAAUCUUACAAUCGUGAGAUAUCGGAUGUUUUCAGAAACGGUCUUCUUUCAGACAUGGUGAAACUGGGUACUCCUGGGUGGAGAAAACGGUAUUACAAAUACAAGUUUUCUGCUGAAACGGAAGCGGAUAUGGAAAAUACGAGGAAAGAAGUGGUCGAAAAAUACACCGAAGGCUUGUGUUGGGUUUUGCUAUAUUACUUCUCCGGGGUUGCGUCAUGGACAUGGUUUUACCCAUUCCAUUAUGGGCCAUUUGCAUCAGAUUUUAAAGGUCUUUCAAGUACUAAAGUUAUGUUUCAGAUAGGAUCACCUUUUAAACCAUUCGAUCAUCUUAUGUCUGUUCUCCCUCCUACUAGUGCCCAUGCACUUCCGCCUCCAUAUCGAUCACUCAUGACAAGUGAUGAUUCGAAUAUUCUUGAUUUCUAUCCUGAUGGAUAUGAUUUAGCAGUUGUUGUGUCGAAAGAAUUCGCCACUGCUUUUCCUGAUCGCACUUUCAUCUCUCCUGUAGUUGACCUUCUUACUAAAAAUGGGCAAAAUGGUAAAAACAAUGGAAAAGGGUAUUAUGUGUAUGAAAAAGGUAGCAAACCAAAACCUGAUAAUAUGGUGUUACUAGUUAUAGAAGAGUCAAGAAGGGUAGCCAAUCUUAUGCCACAAGGAAAGACUGUAGCCAUGACUGAUGAAGAAAUAGUAGAGAUGGUGCUGUUUCCUGUGGUGAAUGAAGCAUGUCGUGUUUUAGAGGAAAAAAUUGUUGUUAAAGCAUCCGAUCUUGACAUUGCAUUUGUUCUUGGGAUGAGUUUUCCUUCAUAUCGUGGUGGCAUUGUUUUUUGGGCAGAUGUUGUUGAGAGUAAACACAUAUAUACAAGUCUGAAAAAAUGGUUUGAAAAAUAUGGCAACUUUUAUAAACCAUCAAGAUUCUUGGAAGAAAGAGCCAUGAAUGGUGUCCCAUUGAGUGCACCUAUAAAUACGGGUUCUAGAGCACAGGUUAAUUGGCUGCUGGUGAAUGCUUGUUGGAUCAAGUUCAAUAGCAUAAAACCAACAAUUGAUGGUGAAGCUUAUGAAAUUGAAGAUGCUUCCAGUUUCCACAUGGUACUUGUUCAGAUUCCCAUCUGUAAUGAAAGAGAGGUAACAGAUCAAUCCCAAUUGCUUGUUGAUUUUGAUGUGUCUAUCAAUAAUCAAUUGCCUCUACAUGUCGAUUUACUUGCUGCCAAAGAUUACCUUACUCUGGGUAAAGCCUUCAUCAUGAACUACAACCUCACCUCAAAAUAUGAUUUUCACACUUAUAUGAUUCGAUCCAUGGAAGAAGAAUUUCAGAGAAUACUUGUUUUGCUUGUAGGGACAAAACUGCAACAUGUUAUUGCUACUUUGGCACUUGAAAGUGAUGCAAAUACAGGAGGCUUCUUUGCUGAAAGAAGGUUAAAGCCUCGAGAUGAAAUCUUUUGGUUUAAAAAGCCAGAACUUUUGCUCAACUUAAUCCAUUUUAUUCUUUUCCAGGAUAAAUUCGUAUGCAAAACGCGUUUGAGCUAG
This is a messenger RNA of Lactuca virosa, 2037 nucleotides long. Lineage: Eukaryota; Viridiplantae; Streptophyta; Magnoliopsida; Asterales; Asteraceae. The record is from the annotation of a GenBank genome assembly.